Aspergillus nidulans FGSC A4 is the source of this 2040-nucleotide messenger RNA. RefSeq names its product aspartate--tRNA ligase MSD1. Gene Ontology annotation, cellular component: mitochondrion; cytoplasm. Gene Ontology annotation, biological process: mitochondrial aspartyl-tRNA aminoacylation; tRNA aminoacylation for protein translation. Bases 1 to 2040 code for a protein of 679 amino acids. NCBI's taxonomy places the organism in Eukaryota, Fungi, Ascomycota, Eurotiomycetes, Eurotiales, Aspergillaceae. Gene Ontology annotation, molecular function: aminoacyl-tRNA ligase activity; ligase activity; nucleotide binding. The transcript has 3 exons. The record is from RefSeq and is a predicted model, not a curated record.
AUGCUGGUGCGUAUGGCGCAGUCUAGCGCUCGCCUCCGCUCGAGUUAUUUCGGCUUAUACAAGUGCAUAUGCAGCACAAGAGCGCCAGUUGCGGGAUCGUAUGUUCGCAUUAACUCUUCCCAUAGAGCUUUCCAUGGUGCUUCCUACCUGCACGAGCAGGCUGGGAGCUCUCCAGCGCAGCCUGAUUUCCUCGAAACAUACAAGAAGGCAGUCGAAUUUCCUCCUGCUACAUACGACUUUCAGACCUUUCUUACCCAAGCUUCGCCAGGUCAGGAUGUCACUCUACAUGGCUAUCUUGGAGUUCGAAGUGAUAUAUCCAAAAAGCUCUCCUUCGUCCGGCUACAAGACCCAACCAUGAAAUAUAACAUACAACUUGUUUCGACUGCCCAGAAUGCGUCCUUUGAGCAGCUCAGGUCACUGAGGCCGAACAGUCCUGUGACGGUGAAGGGCAAAGUUCAGGCUAAAAAAGCAAAAAAUGCCGAGAUGGAGAAGCGGGAUCCAUGGGAGAUUGUCCUCGAGGAUAUCCAACUUCUGAACGACUUUCCAAGCGAUAUCUGGAUGGCGCCGGAUAUGGUCCAUCCUCCUAAGCAUAGGCAUCUGCAGCUCCGGACAAGCAGCGAGCUACGCGAAGCGCUAGAGUUCCGGGCGCAAGUACGCAAUGUCUGUCGAGAAGAAUUGGAGCAAGGCCGACCACCUUUUGUUGAGAUUGAGACCCCUCUGUUAUUUAAGUCCACGCCUGAAGGAGCUCGAGAAUUCCUAGUUCCGACUCGGAAGCAUGGUCUGGCAUAUGCGCUCCCGCAGAGCCCACAGCAAUAUAAGCAGAUCCUUAUGGCAAGCGGGAUCCCAAGAUAUUAUCAGUUUGCUCGCUGCUUCCGGGACGAGGAUCUUAGGGCAGACCGGCAACCAGAGUUCACCCAGCUUGAUCUGGAGAUGUCUUUCGCAACUGGUGAGGACGUCAUGCGGGUUGUUGAAGGUAUUAUUCGCCGACUUUGGUCAACCCUGAUGGAUACCGAGGCUCCUUCGGGUCCGUUCCGAAGGCUAUCGUACCAGGAUGCGAUGACUCGUUAUGGUUCAGACAAACCCGAUACCCGGUACGGAAUGGAGAUCUACAGAGUUGAACAUCUACUCCCAGUGGACCUGAUCAAUAAGAUCACGCCCUUGACAAACCCAAUAGUGGAGAUUUUCAAGAUCAAUGGUAACGACAACGAUCCUGCAGCCAUGUCGGAAUUUAUCACAAAAUUCCUUGAUUCACCGGCCGGUGCACCGUUCAAUGAGAACCCAGAAGGCGGGCCGGGUAUAUUCGUAUACGAUGCACGAAAGCCCCUAUGCGGACUGCAACCAUUCGGCUUCCAAGCUGCUGAAUAUGUGGAGGAAAUUAUUGAGCCUGAUCACGGCGAUUUACUCGUAAUGCAAGCCCGCGAAGCCGCUCCAUUCACAGGCGGUUCGACUCCGAUAGGUGACCUUCGUCGUGCCCUUUAUUCUGCUGCUGUCGAGACCGGAUUUAAGCCCGCUGCGGUAGGAUUUGACUUCCUUUGGAUUGUCGACUUUCCUCUUUUCUCUCCCAGCACCGACUCGGAACCCGGUCAAGGCGGUGCUGCCGGGAUAUCUUCUACACAUCACCCUUUCACUGCGCCAAAAAGUGCUGCCGAUGUGGAUUUGCUUCUUACGGACCCAACGAAAGUCGUUGCAGACCACUACGACCUGGUAGUGAAUGGAGUGGAACUUGGUGGAGGUAGUCGUCGUAUCCAUGAUGCUGCUGUGCAGGAAUUCGUCCUCCGAAACGUCCUUCAGAUGCCACCUGAGCGACUAACAGAGUUUUCCCACCUGCUAGAAGCACUUCGCGCCGGAUGUCCACCACAUGCUGGACUGGCACUGGGGUUUGACCGCCUGGUAGCCGUCAUGCUGGGCAAGGACUCUGUGCGGGAUGUCAUUGCUUUUCCCAAGACUGGAAAACUCGGAGAGGAUCCGAUGGUUAAGGCUCCCAGCCCGGUUUCUCUGGAGGCUCUGAAGACGUAUCAUCUUCGCUUAACUGAUGAGUAA